AUGGAGGCUGGCUUGCCUCCCAGCAGUAAGUCUGGACUUGAACGACUGCGGUGCCAGUGCCUCUCUCAGACCUCUUCUCGGGACCGAUCACCUCAGGGAGCCAGGGUCCCGGCGCCGCCGGCCGCCUCGGAGGCCGCGCUCCAGGCCGCGGGCAGCCCGCCAGCUCCGCCGGGAAGGAAGCACCAUGUAUGGGCCGACGGCGGCGAAGGAAACUCCUUCAACCCGCGCUCGAGGCCCUCGGGCGGCCGCCCCUCCGCGGCGGGGGAAGCACGCCCGAGCGCGGCCGCGGCCCACGGUCGACACACCGUGGCUGUGCGCCGGGCAGUUUUCCCGGCCCUGUCCUGGCUGGCUCCCCUUAACUGCCUCCGGGUAAAGGGACGGACCGGGGAGCUGCUUCGGAAGACGUGCCCAGAAGAUAGGCCUCCCCAAGGAGCGGGAUUUCCCCUUGCCGAGAUCAGAGGAAGUCUCUUCCCAGCUUCUCCCCUCAACAGCGGGUUAAUGUUGGAAACAGGCCUUCGGUGUAAAGGGGAUCACAGUUCCUGCUUUGCAGAAGAUGUCCAGCUCAGAGCCGUGGCCUCGCCGGCUUGGAGUUUGGCUUUUGGAGCCCCAGCCCUACCUUCUCUACGGCUCUUGUGGUGAAGUUUGGAGGAAUGAUAUUGGAGGCCGAGCGAGUGGGAGACGAAGGGCCUCCGCAGAGAGCUGUGUCCGCCCAUGGAAAAGAAAAUGUGAAGGGGCGAAGAGGGG
This is a messenger RNA of Psammomys obesus (fat sand rat), 744 nucleotides long. RefSeq lists its product as uncharacterized. The record is from RefSeq and is a predicted model, not a curated record. Bases 1 to 639 code for a protein of 212 amino acids. NCBI's taxonomy places the organism in Eukaryota, Metazoa, Chordata, Mammalia, Rodentia, Muridae. The transcript has 4 exons.